AUGCCAAAACUAUGAUUGAUCGACAUUCUCUUCCCGCAUUGGCUUCCACUAUCUUCUCCCCUCUCCGCGCCGGGUGGCUUCCACCGUCUGCGUAGGCAUCCGCUUUCCUUCUGCACACUUUCUUCAUGUACGGUGCAAAAUGCAGACCUCCUCUCAUUGGCUUCCUCUUUCUAUCUCUCCUCUCUCUCUUCAUUGCCUUUUCCUCCGCCUGCUCUAAUGGCAAUUGUCAGAAUUCACAGCUUCUGGAAUCAUGCUCCUCGUCCACGGAUUGCGGGCCAGGUCUCUACUGUGGCAACUGCCCUGCUUUGGGCAGGACGCAGCCUAUCUGUACCAGAGGCCUAGCCACCAUUCCAUCAUCGAUCAUUAACGGAUUGCCCUUCAACAAGUAUACGUGGAUAAUGACCCAUAAUUCAUUCAGCAUCGUUGAUGCACCAUCCUUGCCUGGCGUGCAGAGGCUAACAUUUUACAAUCAAGAAGACACUGUGACCAACCAAUUGAGAAAUGGAGUGAGGGGACUUAUGCUGGAUAUGUACGACUUCGAGAACGACAUCUGGCUUUGCCAUUCCUUCCGGGGACAGUGCUUCACUUUCACCGCAUUUCAACCUGCAGUAAAUACUUUGAACGAAGUCGAAGCAUUCUUGACAGAAAACCCAACAGAGAUUAUCACCAUAAUAAUUGAAGACUACGUCCAUUCUCCAAAAGGAUUGACUAAUUUAUUUACCAGAGCGGGACUGGAUAAAUAUUGGUUUCCUGUGUCUAAGAUGCCGAAAAAGGAUGAAGAUUGGCCCACUAUAACGGAGAUGGUUCAAGCAAAUUACCGUCUUCUUGUUUUCACUUCCAUUGCUUCAAAGGAAGCUGAAGAAGGAAUAGCUUAUCAGUGGAAUUACAUGGUCGAAAAUGAGCCUGGAGAUCCUGGAGUUCAACAGGGAUCUUGCUCGCAUAGAAAAGAAUCAAAGCCAUUACAUUCUAGAAGCGCAUCACUUUUCUUGCAGAAUUACUUUCCAACCUAUCCAGUUGAAGCUGAUUCAUGCAAAGAGCAUUCUGCUCCACUUGCGGCGAUGGUGAAUACUUGUUACAAAAAUGCAGGAAACAUGCUGCCGAACUUUAUAGCCGUUAAUUUUUAUAUGAGAAGUGAUGGGGGCGGUGUUUUUGAUGUUGUGGAUAAAAUGAACGGCCACGCAUUAUGUGGGUGCAGUACCAUCGCAGCUUGCCAGGCUGGGGUGCCUUUUGGUACCUGCAAGAACAUUGCGGUACCCAGUGCAAGUCAAAUGACCAAUACUUCUGGAAGCUUUGGGAGCUUUACUGGAUCUGUUCAGUUUACGAGAUCUGCUUCCCCGGCCCAUUCUCCAAAUCAUAUGCUACUCUUGUUUUUCUUCCCACCUGUAGCAGUUUUGCUGCUACUAUGAUAUCAGUAUUAUUGUAUAUCAUAUCAGAGGCAUUUUUCAAGUAUCUUCUAGAAUGUUAGUAUGUUUGCUGCUAUCGUGCUUCAUCUGUGAAAUUUCAUGAGACAGAAAUUUGGGAUUGACGAAGCUAUAUAAAUGGAUCUUGUGCCGUCAUCUAAGGAAUGCAUUGAUGAGAAGAGAGUGAAUUGUUCCUCGAGUUGGAAGUAUUUUAGGUUCAAUACCCAGGCAUCAUUUGUGAAAACGACAGAAAAUAUAAGUUUAGGAUGGGUAGCUUCCGGUCAUUGUCAAAUUGUUAUGCUAAUAUCCUAACAAACUUGUUUCUAGUUUCUUUCCUCUCCGAUAAAUGGGGUCUUCCAUUUUCCUUGAAGUCGGAAGUCGAUACAAACAAGUCUUAAAAGCCUUAUAACGAAUUUAGAACAUGGGCCUCUAGGUUUAGCAGAGGAACUUGUACGAGUUUUACAUAUUAAAUGAGAGCUUCAUGGAGAUUUGAUGAUCGAAAUGAAUGUAAUUAUGUUAUGGGACAGGGAGUAAAACAUAUUUUGUGAUAAUCGGAAAAUGUGCUCGAGGUAGUCGUGGACUCAU
Messenger RNA from Neltuma alba, 1985 nucleotides. Its product is annotated as PI-PLC X domain-containing protein At5g67130. NCBI's taxonomy places the organism in Eukaryota, Viridiplantae, Streptophyta, Magnoliopsida, Fabales, Fabaceae. The coding region runs from base 126 to 1406 and encodes 426 amino acids. The record is from RefSeq and is a predicted model, not a curated record. The transcript has 9 exons. Gene Ontology annotation, biological process: lipid metabolic process. Gene Ontology annotation, molecular function: phosphoric diester hydrolase activity.